GGGGCGAAUCCUCAAAAUUUCGGGGGAAACCACAAAAAUAGGGGAGAAAAUCCACGGAUUGCGCCGCUGUGGGGGUUUGGGCUCCAAUUUUUCCGUCCGGGAACCGCGGGGGCGGCGCCGAUUGGCUCCGAUUCCCGGAAAAUAUCACUUCUUUACAACCGCUUUUUUUUUCCCCUUUGAAAUAGUGAAAAAAUAGAAUUUCUGAGUUUUUUUUGGUCUCAAAAUCCUCACUUCCGAAAGCAUUUUUGGGGAGAAAAAGCGCCAAUUUCGGGGCGCGGCGCCUCUUAAAGGGCAUUUUUGGGGUGGAAUCGCUCUUUUUUUCCCCCCAAGCGCCGAAUUUCUGCCAAAACUCAGGAAAAUGGCAAAAUUCCCAAAAAAUGAGUGCCGCCUCCGGGUAUUUUUUCCCCUCUUUUUGCCUUUAUUUACCUUUUUUUUUCAGCCUUUGCCCUCUCCCGGGCUCCGCGCGAGCGCGGAAAAACCGAUUUCCGUUGAGAAGAGACCCAAAAAAGGGCCGAAAUCGCCCCAAAAAUAACAAAAGAGGGACCCAAAAAGGCUUUGGAGCGGCCGUCGGGAUGGUGGGGCGCGAGGUCCUCCUCGGCGCCGUCCUCGUCUUCCUCAGCCGAGGAAGCGGUGGAGAUGCGGUGGCGGCGGUGGGAAUGGUGAGAAGGUCCCUCCGGCCUUCAGCCCCCAAGUGGACCUCUGUGCGGAGGAAGAGGGAGGAGGAACCACCUUCCUACCUGAAGUGGGUGACCUUCGAAGGCGGCUCUCCUGCCGACGCCGUCUCCAGCUGGAACGCCUACGCCGAGAGGACGGAGUUCGUCUGCUCCACCUCCCACCCUCAGUGCAACGUCGGCGCCUACGUCCCAUCGCGAGGUCCCUUCUGCUUCUACCCCUACGCCGGGUGGGAGCGGAGAACCCAGAGCUUCAAGAUCUUGGUCAACGUGGGAGGUUUGGAGGCCUUGGCUUGGGUGGACGACUCCUUUGGGAGCGUUCCGGACGCCGCCGUGGAGGGCUGUCCGUCCGUCGAUGUCUUCGUUGGGAGGAACCGCUACGGUUUGGGCAAAGUGGCCAAAGAGCACCGAGCUGCCUUCAUGAUGGUGGACGGCGAGGAGGUUUGGUUCAAGUGGUACCAAGUCCUGGUGGUCAAGAAGGGGUUGGCGGCCGUCACCAUCUCCCACGUCCACUACAACACCAGCGGAGCGGUGGAGCGGUGGGAGAAGGUCACUUUGAUGAAGACCACGGUGAGGAACGAAGGCUGUGGAGCGGCGCUCAAGGAGGUCACCUUGGAGGAGGCCACCGAGGUGGAGCACCGCUGGGCCAUGGACCAAAGGAUCUUCGCCACCGUCCGCGGAGUGCUGCGCGCCCCACUCUUGACCUUCAACGGCACCACCUGGGGGGUCACCAACGCCACCACCAUCUCCUGGCUGGGCGGAGCCAGCGCCGGCGAGUACCUCGUCCAUCGCCACGUGGUGGAGAAGACGCUGCAGCCCCGCACAGCGUGCGAGGUGGCUUUGGAGGGACAACGCGGCGACGUCCACGUCCCCUUCACCGCGCGGCUGACCCGGGAUUUCGGUGACGCCCAACCCCACCGCGUGGCCGUGCGGGGGUGGGCUCACAGCCGCGCCGUGGUGGCCGUCCAAGCUGACGUCCGGCAGUGCUGGUCCCUCACCCAUGGCCCACCGUGCCGCGGGUAGAGCGCCCGCUUGAGGGGUCCUCUUCUUCUUCUUCUUCUUCUUCAUCUUCAUCUUCUUCUUCUUCUUCAUCUUCUUCAUCUUCUUCAUCUUCUUCUUCUUCU
Cuculus canorus (common cuckoo) is the source of this 1795-nucleotide messenger RNA. Its product is annotated as natterin-4. The transcript has 4 exons. The record is from RefSeq and is a predicted model, not a curated record. The coding region runs from base 378 to 1694 and encodes 438 amino acids. NCBI's taxonomy places the organism in Eukaryota, Metazoa, Chordata, Aves, Cuculiformes, Cuculidae.